Messenger RNA from Actinia tenebrosa (Australian red waratah sea anemone), 1189 nucleotides. Its product is annotated as disks large homolog 4. Gene Ontology annotation, biological process: establishment or maintenance of epithelial cell apical/basal polarity; receptor localization to synapse; embryo development. The record is from RefSeq and is a predicted model, not a curated record. Gene Ontology annotation, cellular component: basolateral plasma membrane; cell junction. Gene Ontology annotation, molecular function: protein kinase binding. NCBI's taxonomy places the organism in Eukaryota, Metazoa, Cnidaria, Anthozoa, Actiniaria, Actiniidae.
CUUUCCAAAAAUGUCUAAAGUUAAAUUCGCUGUUGGAGUGAUGUCCAACGACGCAAAAGUCGAAAGGGCCGAGAAAACGAGGGAUGAUGUUUGGGAAGAGUUGAGAAAGACGGUUGAAAAUGAGUAUGAUCUUGUGACGAUUUAUCUACACAGUGAUGAACAUGGGUUUGGUUUUAAUAUCAGAGGUGGAAUUGACCACCCCCAUGUGGGAUGUGACACAGGCAUUUUUGUUACCAACAUUCGUGCAAAAAGUGCUGCCGGAUUGGAUGGAAGACUAAGUCGAGGCGACAGGAUACUUGCAGUAAAUGAAAUAAGGUUGGACAAUAUCACCCAUGAUGAUGCUGUAAAAGCAUUUCGAAUGUCAGAUGUUGCGGUGACAAUGUUAGUAGAGAAGGGUGCAGAACAAAGAAUAUUAGGAAAGCCCAAGACACCCAAAUCUCCAUUAUCUCCAGAAGCAGGAUGUUCUGAUCAAGUAGAUACACCUUUCAGUGAGGGAAAUUCUGGAAAAAGACUACCAUCAGCUGUAACUUCGUUUUUGGAUUCAACAUUAGGGGCCUUAUCUCUUGGAAUCAUGGCUGGGAGUCUUGCUGUGUUUGUUGGAAUAAAAGUUUACAGAGCAAUGGCAAAAUGAGAAUGAAACUAUCAGAGACAAUUAUUGUGUAAAAGUUUUAUAGAGUAACUUGUUUUAUAUGCAUUUUACAGUUACGUUUUUUCUUACUUAUGAAGUUCUUGGGCACAUAUAAAACUUAUAUAACCUUCUGGAAGUGUAGGAAGCAUUAGCUUAGUGUUCCAAGGUCCAACAGGUCGCUCAAACAUGAUUUCCAGGUUUAAGUAAGUUAAAAAAAAUUCACAGUUUUAGAGAAAAAUAUCACAAUACAAGGAGAUAUGUUGUAAGACUAAUUUAAAACUUAAUUCUAAGUUUUCCCACAACUUACCAAUUUGGGUUUUUUACCAAGUCUCUUUGCAAAAGUUUCCAACAGCUGAUUUCUAACGUCGACCAAAGAAACGCGUUUUCUUUUCUGAUGGUUUCCCUGUGGAAAUUCCAGUCUUCGCUCCGAACACAGGAAGCCCGAAAGAAAAAAUAAAGAACAUUGCAUGUGGACUCAAGGGACGAAGAUAAUUUUAAAUCUUGAAGCUUUGUAACACCUUGUUGACCUUGUAAAUAACACAGAGUAUCAUCAGCUUUUAA